This is a messenger RNA of Sebastes umbrosus (honeycomb rockfish), 4605 nucleotides long. It is a transcript of the gene fscn2a, whose product is annotated as fascin actin-bundling protein 2a, retinal. The transcript has 4 exons. NCBI's taxonomy places the organism in Eukaryota, Metazoa, Chordata, Actinopteri, Perciformes, Sebastidae. Gene Ontology annotation, biological process: cell migration; establishment or maintenance of cell polarity; actin filament bundle assembly. Bases 350 to 1933 code for a protein of 527 amino acids. The record is from RefSeq and is a predicted model, not a curated record. Gene Ontology annotation, molecular function: actin filament binding; protein-macromolecule adaptor activity. Gene Ontology annotation, cellular component: cytoplasm; actin cytoskeleton.
AGGGGAGGUUCGCGGUUGGUGCACUGGUAUGUGACGUCAGCGGCUUGUUGGAUUGAGGUGCAGUGUCCUGCUGAUUUUAAUCCUAACUCAUUAAGGAACAGAGAGCAAGUGCCUGUGCAAGCCCUCUGGGGGAAAGAGAGAAAGUGACGGGAGGAGGAAGGAACACUUAACAGUCCAUCAAGGGAGAUAAGUGGAGCUAAUUUACAGCUUGAGAGACAGAAGAGAGGAGAAAUCAAGCAUUUUUAUUUUUUUUUGCUUUUCAGUUUCAUGCCUGCGUUUCCUCAUUACCCCUUCCCUUGUUUGUCCUAAACGUCUUUGCUUGCGAUCUUAACGCGAGGCCUGUUCAAGCAUGCCCACGAACGGAAUUAGCCGGGCCCUGAAGCUGCAGUUUGGCCUCAUCAACUAUGAGAACCGCUACCUGACGGCCGAGGCCUUCGGCUUCAAGGUGAACGCCUCGGGUGUUAGCAUGAAGAAGAAGCAGAUUUGGACCUUAGAGCAGGACGAUCAAGAUGGCCAAGUGGUGUUCCUCCGCAGCCACCUGGGACGCUAUCUGGGCUCUGACAAAGAUGGGAAGAUCGCAUGUGGGGCGGAGAAGCCUGACCCUGACUGCCGUUUCCUUAUUGUGCCUCAAUCUGAUGGUCGCUGGGCACUACAAUCAGAGCCUUACCUGCGUUACUUCGGUGGCUCGGCCGACUACCUGACCUGCUUUGCCCAAGCCAUUGGCGAACAAGAGCUGUGGUCCAUCCAUAUGGCUUUACACCCACAGGCCAGCCUGCUCAGUGUGGCACGUAAGCGCUAUGCCCAUCUGUCUUCUUCAGAUGGAGAGAUCUCAGUGGACAGCAACAUUCCCUGGGGAGUGGACUCCCUUGUCACCUUGGUAUACCUCGAUGGCAAGUACAGCCUCAAGACCUGUGACAGCCGUUUUCUCAGCAAUGAUGGCAAACUGGUGAAGGAGAACACCAACACUACUAGCUUCACACUGGAGCUGAAAUCUGGCAAGCUGGCCUUUAAGGACUGCGAUGGGAAAUACCUGACCCCGGUGGGUCCCACGGGGACGCUGAAAUCUGGCCGAUGCUCCAAGCCUGGAAAAGAUGAGCUGUUUGAUCUCGAAGAGAGUCAUCCACAAGUAGUUUUUCAAGCCGCCAAUAAAAGAUUUGUCUCGGUCAAGCAAGGGGUGAGUAUUUCAGCCAAUCAGGAUGUGGAGACAGACAUGGAGACCUUCCAGAUGGAGCUUGAUAAAGAGAGCAAAAAGUCUAUGUUCAGGACCAACGUUGGAUCCUACUGGACUCUAGUGACGCACGGAGAGAUCCAGUCCACUGCUACUGAAGUAGAGGUCAAUACAAUGUUUGACAUUGAAUGGCGAGGACAGAGGGUGGCCCUCAAAGCAAGUAAUGGAAAGUAUGUUUGUACAAAGAAGAAUGGACAACUCUCAGCAGUCAGCGAUACAGUGGGUAAGUGCUUUCAGGCAAGCCACUUGAGAUUGAAUGCUGUGCCAAGGGUACAGUCUUCGUUGACCCAAACAUGCACAAGAGAUGAACUGUAUUUGUCCUUCAAUCCAGGUGAAGAUGAAUUGUUCCUGAUGAAACUCAUCAACCGCCCCAUGAUGAUCCUUCGUGGCGAGAAUGGCUUCGUGUGCCACCACAAGAACUCCAACACUCUGAACGCAAAUCGAUCCGUCUAUGACAUUUUCUCAUUGAUCUUCAAUGAUGGCGCCUACAACGUAAAAAGUGUAAAUGGAAAGUUCUGGUACGUCUCUAGCAGUGGCUUCGUGUGCUCAGAUGGAGAAAAGCCGGAGGACUUUUUCCUCGAGUUCCUGGAACAUGGACGCUUCGCCAUCAAGGGCUCUGAUGGCAAGUACCUUCGCGGAGACCAGGGAGGCACGCUGAUGGGUGAUGGUCCAACUGUUGAUGUAUCUUCUCUUUGGGAGUAUUGAUCCCUUUCAAUCAGGGUCCUCAAAGAGGGAGCAAGAAGGCGGGGCGCAGGACCUGCCUCUAUCAGCUCAAAUGAAACGGACUGACCGGGUAACAUUUUCCUGCCUGUUUUUAUACUAGCUGCCAGGUGCCCGAACCCAUGUCUUUUGUUGUUGUUUUUUUAAUUGGGAAGAUGUGAACAUUUUAGGAAGAUGUGCGGUUUUUAUUGUAAAUGUUAAAUGUUUUGUCUUUCAAAUGACAAUGCCAACAGCAAACAACACGUACUGUGUGAAAACGUGUCAUUUCACAGAAUAAGACAGCGGCUGUCCCAAUUCUUCAAUAUAGGCAACAGUGACAACCAAAUAUCUUUGAGGGCAACCACACCGAUCAGUCACUGAACAAAGAUAAAUUGAGUAACUGCGAUGCCAAGCGUAAUAUAUAUUUUCAAAUGAAUUCAGACUUUGAUUGCCAAAAACCGUCACGAGGUUGGCAUGGGUUACCAUGGUUACACGUCUCCAACCGGCAAGGAGGCUAUCAGGAAGUGACGACGUAAAUUACUGCUUAGUGCGUCCGAAAAGAUACAUACUACUACGCUGCAAAAGUAUGUUAAACUAUAGUACACAUGUUGGGAAUGUAGUGCAUAGUAUGGGAUUUCGGACGCAACCUUUAACUGAAAAUCAAUGAAAAACAAACAAUGAAGGAUCAGUGUGGCUGCAUUCUUUACUACUUUGACAUGUUUUCUAUUAGAAACAGCGUGGUCAUUGACGUCACUCUAAGUUAAGGGUAAUGCACCACUGUCUUCAAAGACAGCGAAUGGCUGGUGCCGACGGUGUUUUCAUUUAUCUUAAUAGACCAUUUACAGCUUCCAUAAAAGCACAGUUUGAAGUAAAUGAGGUGGACUGGAGCAAAUAGACUAUACUGUCUCAGGCACCUCUGCAAUGCUGAGCAAUGUAUAUCCAAAGAGGACUUAGCUCAGCAUCACUGCAAACGCUGACUAUGUUUUUGUGUAACACGUAUAGAAAUACAGAGAUCAGGAACAAAGGAUAUCAGUAGAAAUGGCAUAUAUCCACAUCAGGGACAAGCAAUAAACCAAAAGGGGGAGCACAUUCAAAGCAUUUGAUGGACUAUACAUCAUUUUUAAUGUACCAGGUAUGAACUCAGAAAGUGCUUCUCUGGUGUUUUGCCUAGGGGCCUUAAACCAUACUGAAGUCUAUAUCCCUUUAAACACUGUUCUCGUGGUCAGAGUCGGGUGGUAAGAUUAGAAAAUAUAAUGGAUUUAGAUAACAGAUAUAACGUGGAAACAGCUUAGAGUGAUCAUGUCUGUCCGGGUCAAAUUGAUCACUAUAAGCAGAUGAUUAUUAUAACCAAAUUUUUGUUGUUGUGCUUCAUAUCUCAUGCAGAUUACCAUCUAAUUGACAUUUGUAUAUUUAUUACAUGAAUACAAAGUAAUGAAACGGACCUCUUCGCUAAAUACUGGCUCGCUGCCAGCUCUUCUGCCUUUUCCCUCUCCAAGGGUGAGGCAUUGCCGUUUUUGGCCAGCUCUGCAGCGUGAGCGUGCAUGCAGAUGGACGGUGCCCCCCUUUGUCAAUUCAAUUACGUUAGUCCGACUUAGUUUUAAAAUGUUUUUCCAUAUGUUGUCAUGCAUGAAAAGACACAAAAUGAGCACUGUAAGCGGACUAUUACUAUAAGCAAAUUAUUCAAACAGGAAAUAGGAAUGAUUCUGUUCAAACCUUUUGAUCCAUAUAAGCGGUUGAUCACUGUAAUCGUGAUCACUAUAAGCAGUUUCCACUGUAUCUCUUACUUAAAGAUUUCUUACUGGAAUACAGUACAACAGUGACAUCCUAUAAAACAUCAUGCAGAAGCAGAUGUGUUUGAAUACAAAUCUUAAAGUAACGCUUGUUUGUUUUCCGUCUGUUUGCCCACAGUGAGAUGAGAAACUGUAGUGAAUUUCAUUUGUGAAGUGAGCGCUCUGUGCACUCCAGUGGUUGUUGGUCAAACCCAUCUCCAAUGUGACAGCAAUCUGCUUCUUCAGACAGCUUUGGAAGAUAUGUUGUUUCACGUUGUACAAAGCUGGGGUAUCAGUCUUCCCUCUGAGUCCUUGUGCACAGCUAGGCCAAGAACGUCCCACUGGAGCUGAUAUGAAUCUUCUCAUCUAACUCUGGACAAGACAGCAAACAACUAUAUUUCACAACAUGCUGGAGUGUUCCUCCUAUCCAACACUGCUUUUGUAAAAUGUGAUCAGUAGCCUCUAGUUGAUCCUUAGCCAACAGGAACCUUUUUAUGUAUUUCGAUCUCACAGGACUCACUGAAUUUAUGACACACUCCUGACACCCAUCAAAGGGCACAAGCUGCCCAGACGUUAUUGACACAGAGGACAACCUGAACCUGUAUACAAUUUAUCCUGUAGAUUCUUGUCAGUUAUUUCCCAGGAAGAGAGAAAAUCUGCAAUAGUUCAAGUUUAAUGUCUAAACCAAAGGUUUUGUGAUGUGUGCAAGUUGCAAUUAAUAGAGAGACAUUUUAGAAAGCAAGGUCUAAAAGGCUUGGUCACCUAUGCAUCCUGUAUCAGCUCUAUACAGCCUCCAGCCAUAUUUUAGAAAGUAUUUAAUACAUGUAGAUGUAUGUUGUUUUACUAUACUUGUUUUCUGAUAUGAUUUUUGAAAAUGCUGAUGACAAUAAAAACUUGACAAUACCUUCA